Messenger RNA from Drosophila nasuta, 1801 nucleotides. It is a transcript of the gene Kaz, whose product is annotated as E3 ubiquitin-protein transferase Katazuke. The record is from RefSeq and is a predicted model, not a curated record. The coding region runs from base 112 to 1296 and encodes 394 amino acids. NCBI's taxonomy places the organism in Eukaryota, Metazoa, Arthropoda, Insecta, Diptera, Drosophilidae. Gene Ontology annotation, cellular component: GID complex; nucleus; cytoplasm. Gene Ontology annotation, molecular function: protein binding; ubiquitin protein ligase activity. Gene Ontology annotation, biological process: proteasome-mediated ubiquitin-dependent protein catabolic process. The transcript has a single exon.
GUGCAUCGAUAAUUUCACAGCUGUAGAACAAAGCAGCAAGCAAUUGCGUCUCAUUAUUGAAAACGAAAAUAAAUUGUAACAACCAAACGAAACGAUUAAACUACAAGCAAAAUGUCCGAAAUAAAGGCGUUAGAACACGCCACAUUAAAAGUGCCAUAUGAAAUACUCAACAAACGCUUUCGCUCAGCCCAAAAGAUAAUCGACCGUGAAGUUGACCAGGUGAUGAACGUCUCGCGACAAGUGGAAAAAGCCUUGGACGCUGAUCAGCCCCCCAUUCUAUCGGAUGUGACCAAACUGAUGGGCAAUGUGGCUCAGAAGCUGCAAGUGCUCAAGCGCAAGGCAGAUGAAAGUAUCACCGACGAAUUGAGCGUCACACAGAUUUGCAAACGUAAGUUGGAGCACCUCAAGGGCAUCAUGCCUCAAUCUCGCAGCUCGGGCGAAGUUUGCCAGGGUUCGGUGGAUCAAUGGAAGCGCAUACGGUUGGAUCGUCUGGUCAUCGAGCAUCUGUUGCGCAUGGGUUACUACGAGACUGCUGAAGAGCUGGCCGCCAGAUCGGAUGUGCGCCACUUGACCAAUUUGGACAUCUUCCAGACAUCGCGCGAAGUGGAAGACGACUUAGCCAAUCACAGCACCACGAAAUGUGUGCUCUGGUGCAUUGACAACAAGUCAAAACUGCGCAAAAUCAACUCGACCAUUGAAUUUAGUCUGCGUGUGCAAGAAUUCAUUGAGCUUGUGCGUCAGAAUCAACGCUUCGAGGCCGUCAAGCAUUCCAGACGCUACUUCCCGGCCUACGAGAAGACACAGUUGAAUGAGAUAUGCCAUGUGAUGGCACUGCUCGCGUAUCCCGCCGAUACGCAACUGGAGCACUGCAAGAAAUACAUGGAUCCCAAGCGCUGGGAGCAACUCGUGCUGGACUUUCGCCAUGAGAACUAUCGCCUGUUCCAACUGUCGAAUACCUCGGUCUUCUCAGCAGCUGUGCAGGCGGGCUUAUCGGCACUGAAGACGCCACAAUGCUACUCUCAGACCUGCCGCAAUCUCAAUUGUCCCGUCUGCCAGGAGGAUCUGAACCGGAUUGCGCUCAAGUUGCCAUACUCGCACUGUGUGCAGAGUCGACUCAUCUGUCGCGUCACCGGGCUGCCACUCAACGAGCACAAUCAGCCAAUGAUGCUGCCCAAUGGGCAGAUCUAUGGCCAGCAGGCAAUCAGGAAGAUAACCAAAGAGGAUGGCACCACCACCUGCCCGGUGACCAAUGUGAAGUUCACGAAACCCAAGAUCGAGAAGGUGUUUAUCAUGUAAGCGGAGUCCAGGACUGAAUUCCGCUGCUGCACUUUGUUUAAUCAAACCAAUCAAUCAUUACGACUAUUAUUAUUAUUAUAAUUACAAAGUAUGUUAAGCAAGAAGAGAGUCGACUAUACACGAUAUAUUUCUUUGGAUGAUUACGAUCUGUAUUAUGAUACAUCUCUGUAUUGCAUCUAGUUCUUAAGUUUUUGGCGCUUCAAACUGUGAACUGCGCAUUUGAAUUUCGAUUACGAUUGUCUGUAGUUGUUGACUCCACAUUUGUUGUUGUUGAUACUUGGAUUCAAGUCUCUUUCGACGCUGCGCCGUCGCCAUUCUAUUGAUUUUUCGUCAGCAGCAGAGCAGAAGCUGAUGCUGAAACUGAACCAGAAGCAGCAGUUGGAGCAGUUGUCGUUGUUGAUUCACGUUGUGUGGCAGGCGGACGACGACGACGUUAUUAAAUUGCUCGACAAAGUGGAAACAACAAAUAUAUCAUCAAUAUAAAUAAAUAAGUAAGCGAAUGUGA